AUGGCCAAUAGUAGUGCUCCUGAGUUUUUAGCAGGCCUUGGCCUUCAAAAAAUGGCAACUACUCCUCUUCUAUGUGCAGGCCUUGGUGUUCAAGCAGUUUCAACGAUCUAUAGCACAUACGACCAUUCUCAAUUUCGUGAGAAACAAAUUCAAUUGUCGAACCAGCGGGAUGAAGCUCAUAGGAAAAUGAUGGAUAAGAUCCAAUCUGACCAUAUCGCCCAUCUCGAUCAGAUGAGCGAGGCAGAGGAAAAAUCUCGAGAGUGUUUUCAGGCGUACAGGGAUAAACGAGAAAAAGAAAUAGCAAAAAUUAAAUCAGAAUUCGAUGAACAGCAAGCCAAAUACGAUAAGGAAAUAGAUGAUUCAAUUAAAGAACAUAAGAAAAAUGUGGAGAGCAUUAGAGAGCAAUCGGAAAAUGCUCUACGGCAAAACCAAGUGAUUCAUAGGAGACAGUUGGAAUCGAUGGAUGACAACCAACGAAAAGAACGCGAAGCACUUCACGAAAAGCUUGAAAAUGCUAAAAAGGAGAUUGCUAAAGUCUUGGAUGAUGAGUAUCGUGAGAUAGAUAUUCGGAUGAACGAAUACCUAGAGAAACAGGAGAAAAAACGCGAAGAGAGGAAUACGGCUAUGGAGAAGAAUCGGAAAGAAAUUGCUGGUGCUCAAGGGGAAAAUCGGAGAGUUGUUCAACAGCUAGAAGAGGAUAAGAGAAAACACUUUGAAGAACAAAAGGGUUUGGUGCUGAAUACCCAGAUUGAAAUUUCGGGUGAUCUAAUCGCUCGAAAUGCUUCUAUGAGAUGUAUGAAAAUGUAUCAAGAUGCGUUGCAGCCGGUUGCUUUGAGAAUGAAAAACGCAUUCAAUGAAAUGAGAACUAUUUGCGAUUCCGCAAACUUUGACAAACGAUCUAUUCGAGCAGGAUCACUUGAUCCAUUCAAAGACGAGAUUGCAAGCGCCGAAUGCGCGUUUUAUAAUAAUGUUGCGAUAUUCACGCAGGGCAUGUUAUCAGAAAUACAUAUACCUCUUGAUAUUCGAAUUGAAUUAAAUAAUCAACUCAAUCAGAUAAAAAAACUACUGCAAAACACAAACGUAAAAUCACAUGCUGCCCUUCUAGCAUUGGCUCACGACAAGAAAGAUUUGGAAAAAAUGAGGAAUGAGAUGGACUUGAUGAAAACAUUUUUCACAGCUUUUGAAGAUCUCAAUACUGAUCAACAAACGUUGAUGAUUCAAAAAAAGAUUAUGGAUUCAUUGUGUGCUAAAACUAGCCAACUGAAGAUCAACGGCUAG
This is a messenger RNA of Caenorhabditis briggsae, 1278 nucleotides long. The transcript is spliced from 9 exons. NCBI's taxonomy places the organism in Eukaryota, Metazoa, Nematoda, Chromadorea, Rhabditida, Rhabditidae. Bases 1 to 1278 code for a protein of 425 amino acids. The record is from RefSeq and is a predicted model, not a curated record.